This is a messenger RNA of Peromyscus eremicus (cactus mouse), 849 nucleotides long. RefSeq names its product beta-chimaerin-like. The transcript has 7 exons. Bases 148 to 849 code for a protein of 233 amino acids. Gene Ontology annotation, molecular function: GTPase activator activity. Gene Ontology annotation, biological process: regulation of GTPase activity. The record is from RefSeq and is a predicted model, not a curated record. Lineage: Eukaryota; Metazoa; Chordata; Mammalia; Rodentia; Cricetidae.
CAGGCAGAGUCCGGAGGCCGGUGCUUCCCGCGCGUCCCCAGGACUUUGCCAUGGGCUGGGGGCCGCGCGGGCUGCGAGCGGCCGGCCAAGGGCAGCGGCGACGCCGCCCGCACUGGGACUGAGCGAGCGGAGACGCGCGGCGCCGAGAUGGCAGCGUCCAGCAACUCCAGUCUGUCCGGCUCCUCCGUGUCCUCCGAUGCUGAGGAAUACCAGCCUCCGAUAUGGAAAUCAUACUUGUAUCAGCUGCAGCAAGAGGCGCCUCGUCCCAAGAGGAUCAUUUGUCCCCGGGAGGUGGAAAACAGACCAAAAUAUUAUGGAAGAGAGUUUCAUGGGAUCAUCUCCCGGGAGCAGGCGGAUGAACUUCUUGGAGGUGUAGAGGGUGCCUACAUCCUUCGAGAAAGCCAGCGGCAGCCAGGAUGUUACACAUUAGCACUAAGGUUUGGGAACCAGACCUUAAACUACCGGCUCUUCCACGAUGGGAAGCACUUUGUGGGUGAGAAGAGGUUCGAAUCCAUUCAUGACCUGGUGACAGAUGGCUUGAUCACGCUCUACAUAGAGACCAAGGCUGCUGAGUACAUUGCAAAAAUGACCACAAAUCCCAUCUAUGAACACAUUGGAUAUGCCACUCUCCUCAGAGAAAAAGUCUCCAGAAGGCUGAGCAGGUCUAAAAACGAAUCAAGGAAAGCGAGUGUCACCAAUGAGGAACACACCCCAGUAGAGAAGCUGCCCAUCCAGCUGCAUUGUCCCUGGCCUGAGGGCAAUUACCAGGCUGAGGAAGGUUUGCUCAGCUCUGAGGAGCGGCAGAAGCCUGUAGAGCAGAUGGGGUCCAUCCAGAAUGUUUUCCUCUGA